This is a messenger RNA of Xiphophorus hellerii (green swordtail), 3966 nucleotides long. RefSeq names its product autophagy related 4C, cysteine peptidase (gene atg4c). Gene Ontology annotation, biological process: protein delipidation; aggrephagy; protein processing. Gene Ontology annotation, molecular function: cysteine-type endopeptidase activity; protein-phosphatidylethanolamide deconjugating activity. Lineage: Eukaryota; Metazoa; Chordata; Actinopteri; Cyprinodontiformes; Poeciliidae. The record is from RefSeq and is a predicted model, not a curated record. Gene Ontology annotation, cellular component: cytoplasm. The coding region runs from base 240 to 1724 and encodes 494 amino acids. The transcript is spliced from 11 exons.
GAGAUCACCUGAUUUUACAGCUUCCUUAAAGCGUAAACAGUGCUACUCUCAGGAGAUCCCUAAGUUGUUUAAACGGGUUAUGAAGGAAAUGUUGCAUGUUUUAUGACACCAUACCAUGUUUGAACUUGAGGACAGAAAUGCAGCGCGUCUGUGACAAGAGAGCAUCAUUAUAUUGAUGAAUCGUUGAGGUCAGGUUGGCGUUGCUGUGUGGGCAUGGGUGCUUUCCCUCGCUGGUCCAAAUGGCGAAUAAAGGGAGCGACGAGGUGGAAAAAUUGAAGACAAAGUUCAUGUCAAUGUGGCACAAUGUGAAGUACAGUUGGGCACUUAAAUCCAAGACUCCAUUCAGUAGAAACUCCCCAGCGUUUCUUCUGGGGAAGUGCUAUCAUUUUAAGGCAGAAGAUGACGACUGUCCCUCUGAAGACUGGCAUGAAUUCUCUGAUGAGAACCUCGUCAUGGGGAACGUAGAGGCUUUCCGAAAGGAUUUUACAUCUCGUUUGUGGCUAACGUACCGGGAAGAUUUCCCUCCGCUGCCAGGCAGCACUCUGACCUCAGACUGUGGCUGGGGCUGCAUGCUGAGGGCCGGGCAGAUGAUGAUGGCUCAGGCUCUUGUUCUGCAUGUCUUGGGCAGAGACUGGUCUUGGCCAGAGGCGCUCACCCUCCAACCCUUAGAUGUAGAAACGCGGACCACCACAGCAGCUAAGCGACUUGUCGCUUCUCUGCAGGGCAACCCCAGGAUUUCUGAAAGCAGACAGUCUCUUGCACCUCAAGCCCAGGCGUCAGGAUCAGCAGAGGAAGCAGAUGCACAUUUGAAGGAGAUGGACCACAGAAAUCUGGUGUCCUGGUUUGCGGACGUCUCCUCAGCUCCACUGGGUCUGCACAGUCUGGUCCGUUUAGGAAUGAUGAUUGGAAAACAGGCAGGGGACUGGUAUGGUCCAGCUAUGGUAGCACACAUCUUGAAGGAAGCUGUCAAGGAAGCGAUGGAGCCUGGCUUGGCGAGUAUAACUGUCUACGUCUCCCAGGACUGCACAGUGUACAAUGAGGAUGUCAUGGACUGCCACAAGGCCCUGAAAGCAGGAGAAACCUCUGGUGAGGCAGCAGAUAGUCCUCCUGUUGCACAAAAAAGUCAACUGUCAACGACCCCCACACUGCCAGAGAACCAAGCUGUCGUCAUCCUCAUCCCUGUGAGGCUCGGAGGAGAAAGGACAAACCCAGAGUAUUUUGACUUUGCAAAAAGGCUAUUGCGUCUGGAGUACUGCAUAGGCAUCAUUGGAGGGAAGCUCAAGGAGGCCUGCUACUUUGUGGGAUUUCAAGGUCAGUGCCAGCAUAAUGGAAAAUGGAGAAAGAUACAUUCACGCAGAGAUGACAGCUUGAUUUACAUGGACCCUCAUUACUGUCAGUCUUUUGUGAAUGUCAGCACCAGCGAUUUCCCUCUUCAGUCAUACCAUUGCCCCUCACCAAAGAAGAUGCCUUUCAGCAAGAUGGAUCCAAGCUGCACUAUUGGUUUCUAUUCUAGAAGUGCUCAAGAUUAUGAGAGAAUCAGGGAAGAAGUGUCCAAGGUGCUGGAGCAGUCAAUGAAGGAGAAAUAUCCGCCGUUUACUUUUUUGCAAGGUCGCAGCGCAGAUUAUGACCUGUCGGUGGGUCUGAGCACAGAGAAGCGGGAAUGGCCCUUUAUUAGGGAAUCACGCAGAACCGUCACCACAGCUGGAGACUUUGUGCUUCUCUGACAGCCCAGUUUGACGGUACAGGAAAUGUUCACUCAUAACGAUUCUAACUGUUGAAAUUCACUGCAUUAUGUCUGUCAGUGUUUGUCUGGCAGUGCAAACUGUGGAUUAUUCUUUUUGGGAAGUUAUUUGACAUUAUGUGUUCUACUGAAUCUAAAUUCAUAACAUUUUUUUUACAUGUAGAAUUAAUAAGAAAUUUGUAUUUUGCAUCACUAUUUAUAUUUUUGUAGUCACUAUGUUUAUGUCAAUGGUUCAGACAUCUUAAGUUGUCAAAAGUUGGGUUUCAUUUGUAAAAAAACAAUCCAACUUUGGAAGGUCAUAAAAAAUAUCUACAAUAGAAAUAAGCACAGCUUGCACUGCUCUUGAUGGAACAUUGUUUUGCAUCUAAACUAGCUGAAGUCUGCAGUAUGAUUAUUAAAUUAAGUAUGUAGGGAGUAAAUUAACAGCCAUAAUGUUUUGAACAAAGCUAUAAGUCAUUUUUAAAAUGUAUUUUUUUCCCCCCAAAUGAAACCCCAGGUUUAGUAUUUGGUUGUAUUUGUUUUGAAGAUAUAUUUGUAUAAUUUUGACUCGGUCCUGAUCUUUCAAUACCAACAGUGUCAGGCAGAUGUGUUUGGAAUAGGAUCUCCAGCUAGAGCAGCACUUUUUAUAAUCUGUGCUAGUAAAUACUAAUCGGUAAAUACCAAGUCAGGUUGUGCCAACUUAAAACAGUAACGCAACCAAAUUUGACUUGUUCAGUUUAUGAUUUAUCAAACAAAUACACAAAAUUGUAUCCAAUGACACUACAUAAUUGGUGGAGGCAUUUUCAAGUAAACAAAAAAUCAUAAAAUGGUCCUAAAAGUCAUAAUUUCAAGAAAAAUACAAACCCUGGCCUCAAUAUUUAGUGUUGGCAGCAGUAAGAAAAACUAUCUGUUAAGUAUUAUAAACACAUAAUACUGGGCAGCCUCUUCUAGACAACAUGUUACCACUUUUGACAAAAUUUGAUAUGGUGGCAACUCAUGAUGUCAGUAAUAAGUAGCCUGAGCUCUGAGCAAAGCAUCUGCUUUUUAAACUUGGAACUAGAACAUGAUUAGUUGGGUUUGAUGUUAUACCCAGAUCCAGGUUUCGACUUCAUAGGUAAAUAGACCACAGCAUUAAUAGCCGAAAAAUAUUUAUUCCUGGCUCGCGGUUGUCCCAGUUAUUUACCAGAUGUUUUUUUUUUUUUUUUGAGAAAAUUAAAGGCAGAUUAAUUUAUUGAGUUAUUAUUCUUAAAGAUAUUCAUUGUUAUUACUCUAAUAAGUGUUACUACUUUUGCAGUUUGAGAUUCAUGAAUCUAGAGCUGUGAUUCCUAAACUUUGUAUGCUAGCUACACAGAUGCAUAAUUUAAAGAACUUAUGGCAUUAACAUUUAAUUUAUUUUUUUUAAACAUCUUUUCUAGCUUUUACAUCAAAAAUGCAUUUCACCAUUUUUUUCUUGUAUAGUUUGUUCUGUAAAAGGUUUUUAAGACUGCACACUGAGUGAUUUGUAACACUGUGAGGUACCGAACCACUGAUCUAGAGUAUUUACAAUGUGUUCCAGGUAAAGUGAACACCUUAAAUAUUAUUUCACUUCAGCACUUUACGUGAAGUCCAAGUGCCAUUUAAAGUAUUUAAAGCGGGUAGAGGAACUAUUUCAGUUUCUGUACUUUCUAUUCUUAAUCUAGAUUAAACUGUGAAACACAUGAAGGAAAAAAUGCACACAUUGAAGGAAGUUCUUCACAAUUCAGCACAGAGUUCACUUAAGUUAUAGUAGAGCUUUUUCUUUCUUUUUCAACAGUAAUAUAUCAAAGUCUUGUGUGACACCAUACCACCAAUGUGCUUUGAUUGCUUAACUGGAAGAUUGCUGGUGUGAAUCAUCUAUUUAUGAACAGCAUAUUUCCAUCAGCAUGAAUCAAAGUCAGAAAAUUGCAAUAUAAAGACACAUUUACUGUAUGAAUAAAUAUUACUUUUUAUCUAAGGUGCAUUUGACAGUCCUGCUGUAAAUCUUUCAAAUAUUCUCUGAUGCAUUUCCACUUAUUUCCCUCAGUUCCAACAGUAAAUAAGUGAAAUUCACUGCAAUAAUUACAGAAUAAUCUAAAAUUAACAUGAAGUACACUAGCUAAUGUGUCCAAAUGUCAUUGUCACUUAAACAUUAUAAAAUAUUCUUGUGUUCUUUUCUACACAAAAAAUGUUUUUCUGUGAAUUUACUUCUGAAAUGUUCAAUAAAAUGUUGAAUAAAAGAGCUAAAAGUA